AUGAAACGCACAAUGCUAGCACAGGAGAUAGAUAGACGAGGUGCCGAAAUAAUUUUCGUGCAGGAGACGCAUUUCAGGGGAGAGUUCAAAACAAGAAUCCACUAUAAACGUAGUAACUUAGCAUACUACAGUAACAACACCCAAAAGAAAUCCAGAGGCGCUGCAAUACUCAUAGCCUCCACAGCCGCCUUCACAGAAAUGGGAGUUAGAACUGAUCCCAGAGGCAGAUUUGUCUUUGUAAAAGGAAUGUACAAUGGCACUUUGGUAACUCUGGCUAGCAUCUAUGUCCCUAAUGCAGACCAGACCUCCUACAUACGAUCAUGUGUGACAAAGUUAGAGACAUUUGCCGAGGGAGUAGUAGUGGUGGGCGGAGACUGGAAUAUGGUCCUUGACCAUUCAAUCGACAGCUCUUCCACCACUACAGACACCAGACGACAUCAAAGGAGGAUGUUCACUAACGUGCUACACGCACACCAAUUAUCUGACUGCUGGAGGAUCAUGCACCCUCAAGGCAGAGACUAUUCGUACUACUCUCAGACAGCUAAAAGCUACUCCAGAAUAGAUAUGUUCAUGGUCAGCCAUAGACACCUCCCCAUGGUCCAGGACGCAUCCAUAGGCAACAUUACGUGGUUGGAUCAUGCCCCGAUCCUCUUAACUCUCACACUACAGGAUAGGUCCAGGCCUACUACACAGGGGCGCCUGAACGAAACCCUACUAGACGACCACAGAGUAUUGGAGGAUCUACGGCAGACUGUAGCGACCUACUUUAAGGAGAAUAGUGGCACUGAGGUGUCAGAUCCUUGGGUGUGGGAGGCCCACAAGGGAGUCAUCAGAGGUAUACUUAUUAAGUGGGGCGCACGACUUAAAAAAGAAAGGUCACACAAACUAGAGGCGCUCACAGCAGAUAUAACAACAGCGGAGACCCGCCAUAAACAAGACCCCACGAAUGACAACCUCCAAAAAUUAACAGCCCUACGACUUGAAUUCCGAACCCUCCUGACUACUAGGGCAUACAGAUCUAUCCAACUGACAAGGGGGACGUUCUACGCACAAGGAAAUAGGAGUGGGAAACUUUUGGCUAGAGCCUUGAAAGCCAAACAGCAAAAGUCUUUCAUAAAUAAAAUAGUGGGCGACUCAGGCAGACAGCACAACACCACGGAAGACAUAGCUAAGGCGUUCACCACUUUUUACGCUGAUCUUUAUAACUUGACCCCACCGACGACACAACCACAUACCCUGUGGAACUACAUUUCUGACAACAUAUCUUGCAGGAUCCCAGUAGACCAGAUCCAUACAUUGGACGAACCUUUUACACACGCAGAACUCCUCUCCACAAUCAAAACACUCCCGAACGGUAAAAGCCCUGGUCCAGACGGACUGACAGCCAGAUACUACCGAACCCUAAAACAAGAGCUAGCACCCCACUUCCUACGCACGCUGAAUGGCCUCGCACUUGACUCCACACUGCCACCCCCGAUGCUACGGGCAUCCAUUACCAUCAUCCAUAAGCCUGCUGAUGGCAAUAGACGCCGAAAAGGCCUUUGACAGGGUAGACUGGACAUACCUGUUCAGGGUCUUGGAGGCCUUGGGAGUGGGCCCUAGACUACACAAUUGGAUUCAAGCCCUAUAUAGGGGACCCUCGGCCACCGUCAGGAUAAAUGGACAAUUCCCCACCCCGUUUCCAAUAAGCAACGGCACACGACAGGGCUGCCCUCUGUCGCCCCUCUUAUUUGUUUUGGCUAUGGAACCUUUCCUGAAUGCAAUCAAGAAACACGGUGAAAUAAAGGGCUACCACCACCGAGGAGGGGAAGUGAAGGUGUCAGCCUUCGCGGACGACAUCCUUUUCUCAAUCACAGACCCCACCAUCACACUACCACGAAUCAACUCAGAGAUACAAACCUUUAGCGCCCUCUCGAAUUUUAAGAUUAACACAGAUAAGUGUGAGAUUCUGGGGAUCUCAGUCCCCCCAACCCUACAAACACGACUCCAAAGGCUACACCCAUUCCCCUGGGCUAGGACAGGACUGA
Molecule: messenger RNA, 2027 nt
Organism: Pelobates cultripes (western spadefoot toad)
Lineage: Eukaryota; Metazoa; Chordata; Amphibia; Anura; Pelobatidae
Source: the annotation of a GenBank genome assembly